GUAUAUUGUGAAAGGUCGUCACAGUCAUUCGUCUAAAAUGAGCAUUCAUCAGAUUUAAAUAUUUCAAUUCUUCACAAGAACUAUUUAUCAACAUGAAUUCAAUUAUUUUGUACUCGAUAUUUUGGAGAUUAACUUCUAUUGCGAUUGUUUUUGGACAAUUUUAUGAAGGCGAAGAUUGCAGUCUGAGUGAUAAUACACUGGGCGUAUGUAAAUCGUUAUCAAAAUGUGAUGCUGUUUAUCAAGAACUAUUAUCCGGGAAUAUUCCCAAGAGUAUUUGCAGCUACGUGGAUUUUGAGCCAAUCGUUUGUUGUCGUACAUUGACAAGUACCAAUAGCGGUAAAACAAGUUUUGCAACAAGAGGAACAACACGUAAGCUAAUAACAACAACACAAAGGUCAACAAGUUGGUUUUUUACGACUAAAAAUCAAAAAAGAACAACAGAACGUGAAAGCGAUUCAUGGAUUUUUGAAUUUCCUGAAACUAGUUCACCUACAUAUCCUGAUAAUACUAAUCAAUUUAAUUAUAAUAACCAUCAUUAUGAUAAUAAUAAUUAUAAUAAUAAUAAUAAUAAUAAUGAUAACAAUAAUAAUAAUAAUAAUAAUGAUAACAACUAUAAUAAUAACAAUCAAUUUCAAAGUAGAGGUAAUUUAGCAAGACAAAAAUGUUCAGAAUAUGCACGUUCAAUCUACACACUGGUAACACCACCAACAUUAGCAGGGAAUCGUCAACCGGUUAAUGUAUCUCUCUGUGCAAUAAAGUCUCAAAAACUUAUUGUUGGUGGUACUAAAGCCGCGCCAAAAGAAUUUCCGCAUAUGGCAGCUAUUGGAUAUAAUUCAAACUCAGGAGGGGAAAUUUUGUGGCUUUGCGGUGGCACACUAGUCUCGGAAAAUUUUGUAUUAACUGCUGCUCACUGCACUUUCUCUCUGGAUUACGGGAAAGCAACUCGGGUCAGAGUGGGCGAUUUAAAUUUAAAACGAAGUGACGAUGAUGCAAGACCUCAAGUGCGUAAAAUAAUUAGUAUAAUUCGUCAUCCGGAUUACAAAAAGCCGCUAGAAUAUCAUGAUAUUGCGCUUUUAAAACUGGAAAGUCCGGUAAAGUUUGACGCUUGGGUAAGACCGGCUUGCUUGCCCUAUGGAAUGAUGAAUACCGAAAACGCUAUUGCUACCGGAUGGGGUCGAGUCGAUUGGGCCGAUGAAGAAGGAUCUGAAGAUUUGCUCAAAGUAACUUUGGCGAUGGUACCUCACCGAACGUGCAAUUCAAAUUUUAUGGCUGGCGGUAAUGAUUACAAGUUGAAACAAGGUGUGAUAGAUGAGUGGCAGUUGUGUGCAGGUGAAGAGGGCAAAGAUACGUGUCAAGGGGACAGCGGUGGUCCAUUAGUUAAUUUUAAUAAUGAAUAUAGUUGCAUGUAUAAUGUUAUCGGUAUAACAAGUUUAGGGCGAUUGUGUGGAAGUUUCAUUCCGGGUAUUUAUACACGUGUUUCUUAUUAUAUUCCAUGGUUAGAACAAACUAUUUGGCAGCGGUAACUUUUAUAACUAUUUUUAUCUUUAUACACUCUAAAAAAUUGGAAGUAAAUUUUGAGUAAUUACGGAUUUUAUUUACAUCCAAAUGCUCCGGAUUUACUCCUUUAAUUUUUUACAGUGUAUAAAAUUUCUGUAUGAUUAGAUAUAUAAAAAUUGUAAAUAA
Messenger RNA from Microplitis demolitor, 1683 nucleotides. RefSeq names its product serine protease snake. Bases 93 to 1523 code for a protein of 476 amino acids. Gene Ontology annotation, molecular function: serine-type endopeptidase activity. NCBI's taxonomy places the organism in Eukaryota, Metazoa, Arthropoda, Insecta, Hymenoptera, Braconidae. The record is from RefSeq and is a predicted model, not a curated record. Gene Ontology annotation, biological process: proteolysis. The transcript has 5 exons.